Messenger RNA from Procambarus clarkii (red swamp crayfish), 1215 nucleotides. Lineage: Eukaryota; Metazoa; Arthropoda; Malacostraca; Decapoda; Cambaridae. The record is from RefSeq and is a predicted model, not a curated record.
AUGGUAAACACCUCCGACUGGCAAUCUCCAAAUAAAAUACCUCAAAACGAAACAAAGUUCAGAGACACAGAGGGCGACACAUCCCAGGACACAGAGGACGACACAUCCCAGGACACAGAGGGCGACACAUCCCAGGACACAGAGUGCGACACAUCCCGGGACACAGAGUGCGACACAUCCCGGGACACAGAGUGCGACACAUCCCAGGACACAGAGUGCGACACAUCCCAGGACACAGAGGGCGACACAUCCCAGGACACAGAGGGCGACACAUCCCAGGACACAGAGUGCGACACAUCCCAGGACACAGAGGGCGACACAUCCCAGGACACAGAGGGUGACACAUCCCAGGACACAGAGGGCGACGCAUCCCAGGACACAGAGGGCGACACAUCCCAGGACACAGAGGGCGACACAUCCCAGGACACAGAGGGCGACACAUCCCGGGACACAGAGUGCGACACAUCCCGGGACACAGAGUGCGACACAUCCCAGGACACAGAGUGCGACACAUCCCAGGACACAGAGGGCGACACAUCCCAGGACACAGAGGGCGACACAUCCCAGGACACAGAGUGCGACACAUCCCAGGACACAGAGGGCGACACAUCCCAGGACACAGAGGGUGACACAUCCCAGGACACAGAGGGCGACGCAUCCCAGGACACAGAGGGCGACACAUCCCAGGACACAGAGGGCGACACAUCCCAGGACACAGAGGGCGACACAUCCCAGGACACAGAGGGCGACACAUCCCAGGACACAGAGUGCGACACAUCCCAGGACACAGAGGGCGACACAUCCCAGGACGCAGAGUGCGACACAUCCCAGGACGCAGAGUGCGACACAUCCCAGGACACAGAGUGCGACACAUCCCAGGACACAGAGGGCGACACAUCCCAGGACACAGAGUGCGACACAUCCCAGGACACAGAGGGCGACAAACCCCAGGACACAGAGGGCGACACAUCCCAGGACACAGAGGGCGACACAUCCCAGGACGGAGCAACGCCACAAGUGGAGUCCCUCAAGGCUCACCCUUCCACUCCACUCUUGUUCUUAACGACCAUAAACUACACACCUGAAGACCUAUACUCCUUCACGUCGCCGGCCGCACUUGACGCACUUACUGACGCCAAGGAUCACCAGGGGAACAUGAUACAGCAACAGACCCAGGGGGAACAUGAUACAGCAACAGACCCAGGGGGAACAUGA